Messenger RNA from Salarias fasciatus (jewelled blenny), 3499 nucleotides. RefSeq names its product solute carrier family 25 member 35 (gene slc25a35). The transcript is spliced from 5 exons. The record is from RefSeq and is a predicted model, not a curated record. Lineage: Eukaryota; Metazoa; Chordata; Actinopteri; Blenniiformes; Blenniidae. Bases 149 to 1045 code for a protein of 298 amino acids.
CCUCUUUGCCAAAACCGCGGCGUGUGUGACAGUACAAUACUUCAGUGUUCGGGGGAAACGUGGCAGGGCUAAAAUCCUCCGGGCAUGAAGGGUCUGGAGGGCCGGCGGCGGGUCUGACAUCUGUCCUCCGGCAGCCGCGCGGGUCGAGAUGGACUUCGUGCUGAGCGGCGUCGCGGCGUGCGGAGCGUGUCUGUUCACCAACCCGCUGGAGGUCGUCAAGACGCGGAUGCAGCUGCAGGGAGAGCUGAAGAGCCGAGGCUCCUACCAGGUCUACUACCGGAACGUCUUCCACGCCUUCUACACCAUCGCUAAAGUGGACGGACUGGCGGGGCUGCAGAAGGGACUCGUGCCCGGCUUGUGCUACCAGUUCUGUAUGAAUGGAGUCCGGCUGGGCUCGUACGCCAUCAUCGAGACCUCUGGCUACAUCCACACCGACGGAAGGGUCAGCGCGGUCAAAACCACCGUGGCAGGGGCCGUGGCUGGAGUGGUGGGAGCUGUGAUGGGAAGCCCGGUGUAUCUGGUGAAGACUCAUCUGCAGAGUCAGUCUACCUCCACUAUUGCUGUUGGGCAUCAGUACAAACACCAGGGGAUGGUUCAUGCUCUGAGAGCCAUCUACAUGGAGCACGGCAUUCUGGGACUGUGGAGGGGCUCCAGUGCUGCCGUGCCCAGGGUCAGCGUGGGGUCGGCCACUCAGCUCUCCACCUUCUCCUCCUCCAAGGAGCUCGUCAUUGACCUGCAGGUGUUCCCGCGGGACAGCUGGCUGGUGGCUCUGACCGCCGGCAUGAUCAGCAGCGUGGUCGUGGUGCUUUGCAUGACGCCCUUCGACGUGGUGAGCACGCGGCUCUACAACCAACCGGUGGAUCAUCUGGGCAAGGGGCAACUUUACAAAGGCUUCACUGACUGCUUUUCUCAGACUCUGAAGAAGGAGAGCCUGGCGGGACUCUACAAAGGCUUGGGAGCCUCUUAUUUCCGACUCGGUCCACAUACCAUCCUGUCCUUGUUCUUCUGGGACGAACUGCGCAAAUUGUACCGGCAGGUCAGAUAACACCAGGGACGAGGGUACGUCAUUACCUUUUGAGCGCAUGGGUUAAAUUAGUCCUCAUUUAAUGAGCUGAAGAAGACACCGAACUCCUCUGAUACUGACGGGGAAAGAGGCGAAGCAGCAUUUUACACUCCAGGAAGGAAACGCGUGGCAGUCAGAGCUCCAUUCAGAGGAUUCACCGUUCGUGCACUUGAAUUUGUCUCGAGGCGUACAGUGUGCUGUCACAUCAAAACAUCAAACAUCCUCUUUUAGAGCACCCGCACUCUUUGUUUCUGCCAUUCCGUGUCAUUUAAAAUGAUCAGUUUUUUUCUAGUUUUUGAAGAAAUCACAUGUGAUUUUUCGUUUGGAAGCUCGAACUGAAUAAUUUUUAACAGAUCACAGGUCAGCAGUGAGGAAAAAUUCAACAGCGAUGAGCUGAACAUUUCCUAAGAUACCUGAUAGAUGCGUGUGUAAAACGAAUCAGAUAAAUAUAGGGUUUUUUUUUUUUUACCAUGGACAUACUUGUAUAGGUAUAAACAAGCCAAACAGCAGUUAUAAACUACAAUGCUAGUUAAGUUUCUACUUUAAUGUUUGCAGCAGAGGAAGAACUGUGUUUCUGAGACUUUUUGUGGGCCUCAUGUUCAAAGCAAAACGUUAUCAGAGAAACCGCCUAAACAGAAUGUGGGAGUUUGACAGGGAUGAGGGAAACUGCCCCACUUCUUUCACUCUGUCUGUUAGUUCUGUUUCUCUUCACUGUCAUGCUUUCUGGUUUCAAAUCUUUCAGGAGAGAUCAAGAAAAAGGCUGUACUGAUUUUUAACUAAGUAUCUCUCUCCAUUGAAGUGAAAGUGUUAACAUAGUAUUUUAUUGUUGAGUGAAAAUUUGUCCUUUUAUAGCCGCACUAGUAAUUCAUCCUGUAGCAGAAAGCAUUAAAGAAGUAAAAGGUGUUUGUAUAAAAACAGCAUUUGUCAAAAACUAAUGUGAAACUAGUGUGAAUUCACUGGAAGUUUAACCUCAGUGUUGAGGCCUGUGACUGUAAACGUGACUCUCGGCUGUCUGGAGGCGUCCUGUACUCUGGCGGCGCCACUGCUUCCGCCUGCCUCUGACUACUCAGCUGUUUCGAAACACAAUGUGCUCUCCGGCUGACCUUUACUCAGGGUCACGACAUCUUCACACCGUCAUUCAUCGGUGGCCACAACAUGCAAAGCUUUGCCUUUUGCAUUGUGAAAAGAAUUUUUUUUCCAUUAUUCCACACAGAAAAAGGUAUUUUAGCACAUCGAGCCCUGUGAUCCAAAAUGAGAAUGUAAUAAAUCAAAUUCUGUCGAGCCAAGUUUAUGACUUAAAGUUGUAACGAAUUGGACGUAAAGAGGAAGCAUUCGAACAGACAUUACUGUUUUAUCAUAUUAAGCCCAUAAAAGGCAACAAACAAAGUUUGCUUUCUGAUUCCAAUCGUGCAGCUAAAACAGUCCGCUCAUUAAAAAUGAAAUCUUUUGGACUCUAAUGUAAAAUUUCUUUCUCGUGUUGGUGCCUCCUUGAUGAAGUGCAGGAUUAAAUAAGAGGUCAUGAACUCUCUAUGUGACAGCACACUGCUUUUGUCUUCAGACAUGAUAAAUGUACUGUAUACUGCUCCAUUUCACUCCCACAACACUCCCAAGAAGAAGAAUGUUACUUGAGUUUAUUUCCUCUAAAGUUUGGGCCUCUGGCAUCCCGGCCAGCGAGGAGGUUCAGGAUGCAGAAAAAGAAAAAAAAACAGUGUUACAUGAAGACAUAGAGGAGGAGAGUGUUGGAAGAAGACGAUCCUCUGGGGAAACUCUGAACCAAAAGUGCCCAAAGAAGAAGAAAAAUAGUUUUAAUUUCCUUUAUAAAUAGAAUAUUCCAACACAAUCAGGUAGUCAUUUUUAAUGUUUGUAAUGAAAUCGUUUUUUUCUGUUGUAAUUGUCUCCGUUGUUACUAGAAACACUGUGAUUGAUUUCUCAAAGGAUCUGUAUCAUCAAAGUGAACUUAGUUUGGAUUACAUUGAGUAAAUUUGGUCAAAGUGGAUGAGAUUACUGUAAGUUUCGAACUGUGGUAGACAUGUCGUGGAAUAAUCCUCCCUUUUACGUACGAGGCUGUGAAAGUCCUCCAGAUGGCGUUUGAAGUGACUUCUAAACACUUUGUGCCAAAAUUUAUCUUGAAACUGCUCUUAACGGCUGCCUUUUCACCACACACCCAUGUGAAACCUGAUCAAACGGGUUUGGACUGACGCCCCUGCCCAGUUCUUACUGAACCUGACUUUAGUGAAAAGAGGAGAACUCGCUUGCUUCGUUUGCAGUUGUUUCCCUCCCAGCCUCACGGCCCUUCUGUGUGUGAAGCAGUAAUGAUGAAUGUUACGUGCAGAACAAUAUAUUUCCUGAAUGUGUUUGAGCGUGCACUUCCUGUCAUUUGUUCUGAACACGUGUGCCGUGGACAUGAAGGGAAAAGAAACGAUUAAAACGUGUUAC